UGAACCCUGUGAACGCAUUGGAUCGGCUAUAGCUGCCCUACAGACCAAUACUGUCCAGAAUACACUAGGCAGAAACUACUCACAGCGGGAAUACACUGGAUAAAAAAAAAUACCACUUAGUGUGCAUUUGAUUUUUUUUUAAAGCCGCAAGUACCAGCCUAGAGAGGAUUUUUUUACAAGACGCAUGUGGAUUUCCUGGACGAUUUAUUUUGACACUUGACUAAAAAAUAGUGGAUAUUUUUUCUUAAGAUAAACGCAUGUUAAUAUGUGACUUAGCCCCCCCCCCAAUUCAGCCCCAUGUGAAUGAAGUUAUUUGAAUGUUCUGGCGCUUAUGCUACAAAUGAAACGUGAAGCAAUUCUUCAAGUGGAUAAUUUCACUUUUUAACUUUCUGAAAUGAAACCACAGCUUCUAAAAUAGACUGAACUUCAAACGAAAUCUCUGAUAACUCUUUUGAUUAUUAAUAUAGCUCGGAUUUUUUCCCCAAACGAAUCAGACUUGCACCGGGAGAAAAUUUGCGGAGCCUCUCGCGACAGUGAGUCAUGCCCUUGGAAUAAACUUGCAAACACCAGUGAGCAAGAAGGGAAAAAAAAAAAAAGAUUUGGAUGUUUGAGGAGCUACUGUUUGCGCUCCAUCGGUCCUGAAAAGAGAGAAUCACGAUAACCAGCGCUGUCCCCACGCUCAAGUGCUGGUCAAAGGAGCAGUUUCGCGUCCAGCGCACGCUCCAUAAAUGCCCAGCCGAUCGCGGGGUCUCGAGGCUGGGCGCCAAGAUGAGCUCGUGGGUUGUGUUGCUCCUGGCGCUUACGGCGUGUCUGCGGUUUGGUAGCGCUAAGGGAGACCCCCUCCCGUCUUCCCUGGUGGAGUUGGUGAUGAGCAGUCCAGUUUCUUCCACAGAAGAUUUGCAGAGGUUGUUGGACGUUGACUCCGUAGAAGACGAGUCUGAUGAUCAGGCAGCGAAUGAGAUCCACUCCAACAGCACUCAUAAACGCCUUCCCAGAAGUCUUAUGGCUGGGGUCCAGCCGGCCCAGCAGGCAGCGUGUAAAGUCAGGACAGAGGUUAUGGAGGUAACGCGGGCCAUGUUAGACAGACGCAACGCUAACUUCCUCCUCUGGCCACCCUGUGUGGAAGUGCAGAGGUGCUCUGGCUGCUGCAACAUCAGAACUAUGCAGUGUGUGCCCGUUGUCACGGAAAUGCGACAGCUUCAGAUGACGAAGAUCACCUUCAUUAACAGACACCCCCACUAUGAGAAGGUCAUUGUUCCUGUGGAGGACCACAUCACCUGCAGCUGCCAGACAAAGGCCCCCGCCCAGGCCCCGAAGCCGGCCGCCCCCAAAGCCCAGAGCACCCCUCCCCCACCACCCCCCAGACAUCUCCCCAAACCCCCUCAAACCAAAAGCCAGUCCAAAGAGGAGCUCCAUCGCCAUGACGACCUCAAACAGAACCAAAGGUUUCACCUGGAGGACCGUGAGACUCAGGAGCUGCAGUGGGAGUCCAAAUAUACACUCAGACACACGCAGGCUGAGCCUGUGGGUCCGCGUUUACAGACACUAACACACACGCAGGGCUAUCGGCCCGGGCCGCACCAAAACACGCUCUCUAACACCCCGGCUGGCUCUUCAUACGCGAGUCGAGAAGAGGUACCGACCAGACAGACGUCAUUUGGUGUUACUCAAAUGCUGAGUGACACCACACAGACACAGAUUGGCAGUGGAGAUGAAAACGCAAAACAGAUGCCUAGAGAAGACCAACAACAACAACAACAACAACAACAACAUUACCAUCAACAGCACGUCGGGCCCUCAGAAAGAUAUCUACAGCAAGAUGGUACACAGCAAUCUGUACACAAAACAACCAACAAUUUCAGCCAGUCAGGUGUCACAAAUCAGCCUCAGAGGCAAUUAGAAAUCCCAGACCAUGACCACAGCCAAGCAAAAGUGACAAGUCACCCCCACAGCCAAUCAAAAGAACCUAAUCAUCAUCAUGACCAAUCAGGAGACACCAAACAUGACUUUGGCCAAUCAGGAAUGAUGAAUCAUCAGCGAAACGAGGGAGAGCCUAGGAUACAGCCAACGCUGUCAGAGGAAGAACUGAUACAAAGAGAAAAACUAGCACAGAUACAGAGAAGACUGGAUUACGAAAGACGACAGUUGGAGCACCACCAUUAUCAUCGUCAUCAUCAUUAUCACCAUCAAAAUCAUCCAACACAAGGCCAAAGUCCACAAGAAAUGAGUUUGCAAAGAACAGUGACGGACGCGCCUCCAGCGCUGCCGCCCCCGAGCCUACCCCCCACCGCCCGGAACCCGCCCCAAACCCCCCUCCCUCGGCGAAGGAGACGCAAGCACAGGAGGAGGAUCAGCAAAGCCUCCAUGAGAGCAAUGAUCAUGUAAUGCCAUGGCGAAUGCCAUAGGACAGGCUUGGUUUUACUGAACACAGAAGAAACCAGGGAAACUGGACUCAUGGCAGGACAAAAAAAACAAACAAAGAGGAAAUGACUCAAACUCAUACUGGAAAUCUGUCUUUGAUCAUCGCCAAAUUAAUUCCAAUUAACUCUGAUUCCCAUUAGCCAGUACAGUUGAUAAAAUGUCCCUUUGCACUAUGGGAGCUGACUGAACUCAGGAUAUCCUGGAGCUGAUUGGACUUGGAAUGGGACUUUGGAUUUGUAAUACUUCAAGCCACACACAAGACAAAACAAAACUUGUCCUCUGUACAAUUCUGUCCACUGUACAAAGCCUGCCACAGCCUCUCACUGGUCAAUUCUCAUAUACAGUAAAAUGCAUUCUCUUAGCUUCCUUCCUCAUUGGUUGCAUGGAAAAAAGUAACUCCAACAUUGGCCCUGAUUGGUCAGCACUGUCCGUUAAACUUCCAGGAACCAUAGCAACAAUAUGGAUCUUAAACUUUUUGGGAGAAACGAAGUUGGGACAAUAAGGAUAGAACCUGCUGGACAACAGGGUAAACAGGGGAAACUACUGGUAGCACAAUGAGGACGUUACUAACUUAAACUGGGACUAAUGGGAACUUGUGAAGCCCACGGACUGGGAUGAAGAUAAAGUUCUAAUGAGUCGAGGCUCUGGACUUCUGUGAAGUAAACUGUGGCACCAUAAUCCAACCCAGUUUAACACCAGUUUACCAGCUUUAGACAUUUCAUAAUCACGGUCUUACCUUAAAGCUGUUAUUCUUUGUUGUUGUUCUUGUUGUUUUGGGGG
This is a messenger RNA of Chanos chanos (milkfish), 3201 nucleotides long. RefSeq names its product platelet-derived growth factor beta polypeptide a (gene pdgfba). NCBI's taxonomy places the organism in Eukaryota, Metazoa, Chordata, Actinopteri, Gonorynchiformes, Chanidae. Gene Ontology annotation, cellular component: membrane. Gene Ontology annotation, biological process: positive regulation of ERK1 and ERK2 cascade; platelet-derived growth factor receptor signaling pathway; positive regulation of MAP kinase activity. The record is from RefSeq and is a predicted model, not a curated record. Gene Ontology annotation, molecular function: growth factor activity; platelet-derived growth factor receptor binding. The transcript is spliced from 7 exons. The coding region runs from base 769 to 2385 and encodes 538 amino acids.